Molecule: messenger RNA, 3820 nt
Organism: Amaranthus tricolor (Joseph's coat)
Lineage: Eukaryota; Viridiplantae; Streptophyta; Magnoliopsida; Caryophyllales; Amaranthaceae
Product: alanine--tRNA ligase-like
Exons: 23
Coding region: 110-3172 (1020 amino acids)
Biological process (GO): tRNA modification; alanyl-tRNA aminoacylation
Cellular component (GO): chloroplast; mitochondrion; cytoplasm
Molecular function (GO): aminoacyl-tRNA deacylase activity; ATP binding; nucleic acid binding
Source: RefSeq, a predicted model, not a curated record
CUUAAUUUUAACCCCGAAAAGAAGUAUAAGUCAAACCACUAGUUCCAUCCUAGAAUGUUUAGAAUACAGUAGUUGUUCAUCAAAAAAACCCCAAAAAUUCAACAAAUGGAUGAGGGCUUGUGUAAGAGGGUGUAGUUUCUUCCUCUCGUCCUCCUUUACUCAAAGAUCGAUUUCUCCUACAGCCUCCUUUCCCCUUCCUUCUUCAUCCCCAUCUAUCAUCUUUUCUACCAGUCCCAGAUUCUGGGUUUUUAAGAGAAUCAGAUUCUCUUCAUCUGCUUCAGUUAUGGGCCUUCAAUCUGAAACUGUUGAUGGGGUGAAUGAUAAUGGGUUAGAGUGGUCUGCAACCAAGGUUAGAGAUACUUUUGUCAAGUUUUUUCAAGGAAAAGAUCACACCUUUUGGACAUCUAGUCCUGUUGUUCCUGUAAAUGAUCCAACUUUGUUGUUUGCUAAUGCUGGUAUGAAUCAGUUCAAGCCGAUCUUCCUCGGAAAUGUUGAUCCUAACAGUCCUUUGAAUGAACUAAAGCGUGCUUGCAACACCCAAAAAUGUAUUCGAGCGGGUGGGAAGCACAAUGAUCUUGAUGACGUCGGGAAAGACACUUACCAUCAUACAUUCUUUGAGAUGCUUGGAAAUUGGUCUUUUGGAAAUUACUUUAAGAAAGAGGCCAUUGAAUGGGCUUGGGAACUCUUGACCAAGGUUUACCAGCUACCUGCUGAUCGAAUUUAUGCCACCUAUUUUGGCGGUGAUGAGAAAGCUGGACUAGCUGCGGACACGGAGGCCAAGGAUAUUUGGCUCAACUUUUUGCCUCCGGAACGUGUAUUACCAUUUGGUUGCAAGGAUAACUUCUGGGAGAUGGGUGAUACUGGUCCUUGUGGACCAUGUACCGAGAUCCAUUUUGAUAGGAUUGGGAAUCGUGAUGCUGCAUCACUUGUUAAUAAUGAUGACCCUACUUGUAUAGAGAUUUGGAAUCUUGUUUUCAUUCAGUUUAAUCGGGAAAAUGAUGGUUCUUUAAGAACCCUCCCUGCCAAACAUGUUGAUACAGGAAUGGGCUUUGAAAGGUUGACAUCUAUACUUCAGAAUAAGAUGAGUAAUUAUGAUACAGAUGUCUUCUUGCCCUUGUUCAAUGCUAUUCAGCAGGCAACUGGAGCUCGCCCUUAUUCUGGAAAAGUUGGAGCUGAUGAUGUAGACAAUGUUGAUAUGGCCUAUAGAGUUGUUGCUGAUCAUAUAAGGACUCUAUCUUUUGCAAUUGCUGAUGGUGCUUGUCCAGGCAAUGAGGGUCGUGAAUAUGUUUUGAGGCGCAUUCUUCGUCGAGCGGUUCGUUAUGGAAGUGAAGUACUGAAUGCCAAGGAAGGGUUUUUUAGUGGAUUAGUACCUACACUGGUGAAUUUGAUGGGCGAUGUUUUUCCGGAACUAAAGCAGCAUGAGAAACAUAUUAAAGAUAUUAUUGCAGCUGAGGAGACCAGUUUUGGGAAAACAUUACUUAAGGGAAUCGAGAAAUUUAAGAAGGCUGCUCAGGAUGUUAAAGGGAAGACAUUAAGUGGCCAGGAUGCAUUUGUAUUGUGGGAUACAUAUGGCUUUCCAUUAGACUUAACCCAGUUAAUGGCGGAGGAAAGAGGAUUGACAGUUGAUACAAAAGGUUUUGCUGAUGCUAUGGAAGAGGCGAGAGAAAGAUCAAGAAGUGCUCAGAACAAGCAAAGUGGCGGUGCAAUUACGAUGGAUGCUAAUGCUACUGCAUUACUGCACAACAAAGGAGUUCCAGCCACCGAUGAUUCCAGGAAGUAUAUCUGGAACAAGGACCACGAUAGCACUGUAAGAGCUAUAUACACUGGAUCUGACUUUUUGGAUACUGCUGAAGCUGGUCAGGAAAUUGGUGUUGUUCUUGAGUCUACAAGUUUCUAUGCUGAGCAAGGUGGUCAGAUCUUUGACACUGGAUCUCUUGAAGGCCCUCAUGGAAGUUUCGAAGUUUGUAAUGUUCAAGUGUUUGGUGGGUUUGUUCUACAUAUAGGUUUCUUUACAAAUGGAAUUGGAAGAUUCUCUGUCAGGGACAAAGUGACUUGCAAGGUGGACUACAAGCGGCGUCAGCUGAUUGCUCCCAACCAUACUUGUACCCACAUGUUAAAUUUUGCUCUUAGGGAAGUUCUUGGAACUCAUGUCGAUCAGAAGGGAUCUAUUGUCCUUCCUGAAAAAUUAAGAUUCGACUUUUCUCAUGGCAAGCCUGUUCAAAGUGAAGAAUUGCAGAAAAUCGAAAGUAUCGUUAAUGAACAAAUCAAAGCUGAACUAGAUGUAUAUGCAAAAGAGGCAACACUAGCUGAUGCCAAGCGUGUAAACGGUUUGAGGGCUGUGUUUGGGGAGAUAUACCCAGAUCCUGUAAGAAUAGUGUCAAUCGGAAAAAAAGUGGAAGAUCUAUUGGCAAGUCCAGACAAAGAAGAAUGGUCACAAUACUCCGCUGAGCUUUGUGGAGGAACACAUAUAUCUAAUACAAGAGAAGCUAAGUCGUUUGCGCUAUUAUCGGAGGAGGGAAUUGCCAAAGGAAUUCGUAGAGUGACGGCUGUUACAGCUGAUCGUGCAUUGGAAGCUGAGCAAUUGGCAUGCUCCCUUGAGCAAGAAGUGAUUGAUGCAUCAAACAUAGAAACAAGCUUGCUAGAGAAGAAAGUUGCUUCUCUGAGAAGCCGGGUUGAUGCAGCAGCGAUCCCAGCAGCCAAGAAAAAUGACAUUAGGCUGAAGAUUUCCUUGCUCCAGGAUCUAGUGCGGAAGGCACAGAAAAAAUUAGCUGAAGAGAAUCUUAAAAAAGCAGUGAACACUGCCAGUGAGAAGGCAGAGACUGCUGUUUCUGAGGGAAAGACAUUUUGCAUUUGUCGGGUUGAUGUUGGUUUAGAUGCUGCUGCCGCCAGGGAAGCUGUGCAAAAAGUGAUACAGCAAAAGAAAGUAUCAGUCAUGGUUUUCAGCGUCGAUGAAACUGCCAAUAAGGCUAUUGUGUAUGCUGGAGUACCGGACAAGGGAAACACGUGGAAGGGCUUAGAAGUGUCCGAGUGGUUGACAGUUGCUUUGGGCCCUCUUAAGGGAAGGUGUGGCAAGGGAAAAGGAGGUCUUGCUCAAGGCCAGGGCACAGAUGCAUCAAACGUCGAGGAGGCCAUCAAACUCGCAAUGGAUUUCGCAUCAUUGAAACUGAACUGAGCAUUAUUGUCCCGUGUAGGCCGACCAUAACUUGCUGCUGUGUUAUCUUACCUUAAUUUUGCCCUUGCAGUAUAAGUUUGCAGGUUUUGGCCAAAGCGGGUUAAAUUGGGCAACUAAUUAGAAAAGGUGAUGCACACAUUCUUUUUUGGAUUUUUUAGGGAAAAGUUUAUGUGACAUAUUUAUUUUUUAUACAAAAGAUUCCAUCAUUGUGUUACAGAUUUUCUAGAUCAUGCAUCUAUUACCUUACACGGUUGUUGGUAGGGGGAUGUUUGUUUAAGCAUUACAAUACAAUAGUAUUUUAUUAAUGAAACAAAUGGUUGUAUCCCAUGUUUGUUCAUCAUUACAUGCGUAUAUCAUCAUCAUCCUACCCAAUAUAUUCCGCUUAUAGAAAAUUAUGAUCAGGGUUUGGAAAGGGAAAAAAGGCGGCAACCUAUACCCAUAAAGAAAGAUGCGGCUAAAGAAGCACUCGGCUCUGAAAAGAUCCUCAAAAAGACAGGUUCUUGCAACGAAAAGGAUUAAGUGAAACUGAAUUCAUAAGCUUACAUCUUUACAUGCGUAUAUAAUCAACUCAAUGAUUAUUUUGUUGUGCUGUAAGUUACAUAAUUUGAUAUUAGGAUUUUUAAUCAAAUGGCUCGAGAUGUGGCCUAA